GAGCGAGAGCAGCCCGGAGCCGCGGCGCCGGCGGUCUGAGCUCCGCGAUCCAGGCCCUGGCUAGGCUGGCCGGACGGGGCGCGCGCCGCGGGAGCGAGCCUGGCCGCCCGCCGGGCCGCGGAGACUGUCGCCCGGCGCCGAGGUUCCUGAUAAGGCUGCACAGAGGACCCCCUUGACCAUGGCCAUGGAGGGGGGCCCAGCAGUCUGCUGCCAGGACCCUCGGGCAGAGUUGGUGGAACGAGUGGCCGCCAUCGAUGUGGCCCACUUGGAGGAGGCGGAUGGUGGCCCAGGGCCUGCCAGGAAUGGUGUGGACCCUCCACCACGGGCCAGAGCUGCUUCCAUGAUCCCUGGCUGUGCUUCAAGACUCCCCCUAGGUCGUCCUAGCCUCUCAGCUAGGAAGUUUUCCCUGCAGGAGCGGUCAGCAGCAAGCUGCUUGGAGGCCCAGGCUGGGCCUUAUGCCACAGGACCUGCCAGCCAUAUCUCCCCACGGACCUGGCGGAGGCCCACCAUCGAGUCCCACCAUGUGGCCAUCUCAGAUGCAGAGGAUUGUGUGCAGCUGAACCAGUACAAGCUGCAGAGUGAAAUUGGCAAGGGUGCCUACGGCGUGGUGAGACUGGCCUAUAAUGAAAGUGAAGACAGGCACUACGCAAUGAAAGUUCUUUCCAAAAAGAAGUUACUGAAGCAGUAUGGCUUUCCACGCCGCCCUCCCCCAAGAGGGUCCCAGGCUGCACAAGGAGGACCAGCCAAGCAGCUGCUACCCCUGGAGCGGGUGUACCAGGAGAUCGCCAUCCUGAAGAAGCUGGACCACGUGAAUGUGGUCAAGCUGAUCGAGGUCCUGGAUGACCCAGCUGAGGACAAUCUCUAUUUAGUGUUUGACCUCCUGAGAAAGGGGCCGGUCAUGGAGGUGCCUUGCGACAAGCCCUUUCCGGAGGAGCAAGCUCGCCUCUACCUGCGGGACAUCAUCCUGGGACUUGAGUACUUGCACUACCAGAAGAUCAUCCACAGGGACAUCAAGCCAUCCAACUUGCUCCUGGGGGACGACGGGCACGUGAAGAUUGCCGACUUCGGCGUCAGCAACCAGUUUGAGGGAAACGAUGCUCAGCUGUCCAGCACGGCCGGGACCCCAGCAUUCAUGGCCCCUGAGGCCAUUUCUGAUUCUGGCCAGAGCUUCAGCGGGAAGGCCUUGGAUGUGUGGGCCACUGGGGUCACGUUGUACUGCUUCAUCUAUGGGAAGUGCCCAUUCAUUGACGAGUACAUCCUGGCCCUGCACAAGAAGAUCAAGAACGAGGCCGUGGUGUUUCCCGACGAGCCAAAGGUCAGUGAGGAGCUCAAGGACCUAAUUCUGAAGAUGCUAGACAAGAAUCCAGAAACAAGAAUUGGGGUGCCAGACAUCAAGCUGCACCCCUGGGUGACCAAGAAUGGGGAGGAUCCCCUUCCCUCGGAGGAGGAGCACUGCAGCGUGGUGGAAGUGACUGAGGAGGAGGUGAAGAACUCUGUCAAGCUCAUCCCCAGCUGGACCACAGUGAUCCUGGUUAAGUCCAUGCUGAGGAAGCGUUCCUUUGGGAACCCGUUUGAGCCACAAGCACGGAGGGAAGAGCGAUCCGUGUCUGCUCCAGGAAACCUACUGUUGAAAGAUGGGUGUGGUGAAGGGAUCAAGAGCCCGGAGCUCCCCGGAGUCCAAGAAGAUGAGGCUGCGUCCUGAGCCCUUGCAUGCGCCCAGGGCCGCCCAGCAGCACGUUCAUCCCGCGCCUCCAAAGGCCCACGGCCCUCAUGCCGACAACCGCCCCUGCGGGCAGGGGGCUGGGGACUGCAGCCCUUCUCCUGGCUCCCCUUCCCCUGUCGUGCUGCAUGACCUCCACGCGUGUCCAGGGACAGGAUUGGAGUGUGUGUCAUCUGGGGUUUGGGGACAGGGCUCCCUUGAGGCCUUUCUCCUCAUCCUGGCUCUUCUUGGUGGGACCCAUGCUAUGAGGAAGGUAGGUGCCCAUGGUGCCUUAGAAACCCCACUUGGCUUGUUGGCAAGGCCCAGAGGCAGGAGGCAAGAAACCAAAAUGGCAGGUGGAGGCCUCGCUUACCACCACUGCAGAGACCUUGCACUGGGAGCUGGGCGGGCCUGGCUCAGCUGCCACAUGCACAUGGAGGGGCGUACUCUGCCCACCUCAGCGGGGUGCUGCCAGAGCGUGUGUCUGCUGAGAACACUGGUGUGGAGACUCUGAGCCCUUGACGGGUGUUCUUGGGCCUCACCUGGGCAGGGGUCAAUAUUUGGAGAAAUUAGAUCCAUUUUUUUGUUGUCUUUUACUUUUAUUUCUAACAUGGGGGGAAUGGGGUGUGAAGCCCUACUUGGGAACGUUGAAUGAGCUCCCCUACAGCUUUGGGUUGUUCCUAGCACACCCCAUCAUUAUUGGCAGUCAGGUGAACUGGACUAACCAUCCCGGAUUGUGUUUCACACUUGGCACUAUUUGGAGCAUGGGCUGAAUUAAAGCUCUGAGCUUCUAGACGCCUGAAGCAGGAGCACCAACCCUUCCCUGCCCACCUUACUCCCUCCCUGUGUGGCUCCUCAGAGCCAUGCCUGCAGAAGAGAGACCAGGGGCUGACUUCGACUCUGGACUCACAGGGCUGUGGCCUCGCAGAUGCUGAAGUAACUGGAAUCCCAUCUCCUAUCCUACACUGGCCUCCCCAUCUGGCCCCAGAAGCUGCCCUCACAUUCCUACCAUGAAGGACAAACUGCCUAGGCUGGAGGUCGCGCUAGAAGCAGGGCCUGGUGGGGUGUGCAUGCUGGCAGGCAGCCUUGGAGAGAGGACCCUUCCACCACUGCCUCGCCCCCAGGACAGUCGCCAUUGAACCUCCUCAGAGCUGGAGCGCUGGAGCAUGUGUCAACCUGGCUGGGCUGGAGCAGACGUCACCUUCUUUUCAGGAUCACUUGAUAGCUUCGUGUUCACUGAUCAAAUGCUCAAGAGAUUGAUUUCCCAAAGAAAAGAAAGCAGGACUCAGAGACCUCCCCUGAAAAUGUGGACCAAACAAGGGAUUACAGUCACCAGCGUGGGUUUCAUAUCGCAGGAGGACUUGUGUUGAGAAGAAGAGGGAGGCUGGGCUGGAGGAGUGCCCGUCCUGCACAUCUGUGCCUGUGGGUGUACGUCACGCCUCCACGCACAUACGCAUGUGCGUGCCCAUCUGCUGCACACAGCAUACUCGCAUGUCUUGCACUGGCACAUGCAUCUGUAAUAUAGUUUCUAUGUCUAUUUAAGGCUGUGAGCGGAAUGUAGCCCAUUGUCAAUGGGUCCACCUUUCUCUCUGGCUCAUCUCCACUAAAGGCAUUGUAACCCAGGGCUUAAAAAAUAACUCGGUACUGUUUUUAAGAACACUUUUAUAGAGUUCAUAGAAGGCCAGUCACAGAUCCACGAGGUUUUCUUGAGCAUCUCUGCACUGGAGCCUGGAGGGUGGGCGUUUCAAGGGGGGCGACAUUCCCUGGACCUGUCCUCGCAGAGCUCCAAGGUGGACCUGGCUUCAUUGCCUGGGUCAGAACCCGGAUUGGGGCUCAUUCCAUCGCUGAGGGUUUUGAUGGGCAUGGGCAUCAUUGUUUCUAAAUAUAGCACAAGGGAUGAACAAACUCCAUAAGAGUGUUUUAAAAAUUAACUUCCCAGGAAGUGAGUUAAAACCAAUAAAAGCCCUUUCUUGAGUUAAAAAAAAAAAACAACAAAACA
Hipposideros armiger (great roundleaf bat) is the source of this 3698-nucleotide messenger RNA. RefSeq names its product calcium/calmodulin dependent protein kinase kinase 1 (gene CAMKK1). Lineage: Eukaryota; Metazoa; Chordata; Mammalia; Chiroptera; Hipposideridae. Gene Ontology annotation, molecular function: ATP binding; protein serine/threonine kinase activity. The transcript is spliced from 16 exons. The record is from RefSeq and is a predicted model, not a curated record. The coding region runs from base 179 to 1702 and encodes 507 amino acids. Gene Ontology annotation, biological process: CAMKK-AMPK signaling cascade; protein phosphorylation.